This is a messenger RNA of Manihot esculenta (cassava), 1122 nucleotides long. Its product is annotated as ATG8-interacting protein 1. Gene Ontology annotation, cellular component: intracellular membrane-bounded organelle. Bases 148 to 1011 code for a protein of 287 amino acids. The record is from RefSeq and is a predicted model, not a curated record. Lineage: Eukaryota; Viridiplantae; Streptophyta; Magnoliopsida; Malpighiales; Euphorbiaceae. The transcript is spliced from 3 exons.
AAUAUAAAAGUAUAAAGCUUCCUUCUGUGCAGUCCUCCAGACUAUCCUCAAUAGCAUCGAAAACGUCAUCGUCUUGAUCUCCGUUACCGCGCUCUUCUCUGUAGAUUUACCUUUCGAUUGCAAUUCUAAAGAUUUAGGACUUGGAGGAUGGCAGCUAAUGAGGAAGGAGAGAAGAAUUCCUCUCGUGGAAAUGAGUGGGAAGUUGUAUCACUUACAGCAUCAACAUAUGCUGCUUCUCCCGGUCCAAAAGAAGUUGUAUUGAAGGAUGAAAACAACGACAACAGACACGGAGAGGAUGAAGCAGAAACUUCUCGUGCUCUGUUCAUGUCUGGCCACUUUGUCUUUCCACCGAACCAGCAUGAGAAUUUGCCAUUGGAGCCUGAUAAUAGUGAGAUUCUCAAUGAGCUAGUUGAGGAGAAUGUUGUCUCUGAACAUGGUGUGGAAGAAGGGGAUAAAUCUGGCGGGAAGGAUGAAGAAAAUUUUAAACUUGAGUUGAAUGUAUCUGAAGAGUUUCCUGGGAUACAGUUUUUUGAUGACAAGGAACAGAGUAUAUACGGUACAGCUACUUUUAGUUCUUACCACAGUGAAAGUGGACUUGAGGGAUCGGCUGCAUAUGGGGAGAAUCUGGUUAUUCCUGAAGUAAAUGAACAGGCUAAGGAGGCAUUGGAUUUCUCCAUGGACUCCCCAAAUCCUGCUAAAGAUGGUAAAUAUGAUGGGUCUGGCCUUCCAUGUGAAGCUUGGUGGAAGAGAAGGGCAGCUUCCUUGUAUAGUCAUGCAAAAGAGACCAAUGCAUUUUGGUCCAUUUUUGUUGCAGCGGCUGUUAUGGGCCUUGUAAUUCUUGGGCAGCGCUGGCAACAAGAAAGGUGGCGGGCUUUGCAACUCAAGUGGCAAGCUAGCAUUAAUGAGAAAAGUGGCAGGAUGCUGGGACCUAUAUCACGACUUAAGGAUGUGAUAGUGGGUGGCGAUCGCCGCGGAUCCCUUAUCGGGGGAAGUCCUUUAAGUGAAAAUUAAGAUGAUGACGAAAAUGUUAAAGGAGAUCGUUUCAGGGUGGUUAGAUUAUUAUUUUAUUUUGCUUUGUGGUUGACAUAUUUUUCUAAUGACAGAGCUCAGUAAUUAUGGUGA